Molecule: messenger RNA, 801 nt
Organism: Peniophora sp. CBMAI 1063
Lineage: Eukaryota; Fungi; Basidiomycota; Agaricomycetes; Russulales; Peniophoraceae
Source: the annotation of a GenBank genome assembly
AUGGACCCAACUCCUUCUGUUGCUGCUCCUGCUCUAUUCAACUUAGCCGGUAAGAAUGCGCUCAUUACCGGUGCCACGCGAGGCAUUGGCGCGGCCUGCGCAAAAGCUCUCGCAGAAGCUGGUGCGGCUCUGUGUAUCGUCCUUCGCGAACCGGCUCCUGGAGUAGAACCCAAUCUCGUCACCGUGAACGCGCUCAAGGAACUAGGCGCUAAAGUGGAAUAUGUCUUCUGCGAUCUGAGCGAUCUGGCGUCAGUCAAGGGGCUUUUCCAGAAAGCGCUCGACGCUAUGGGCGGCUCUAUUGAUAUCCUCGUCAACUGCGCGGGUAUACAACGGCGUUCGCCGAGUGUAUCCUUCUCGGAACAGGAUUGGGACGACGUCUUGAACGUCAAUCUCAAGUCCGUCUGGCUUCUGUCUCAAGCAGCCGGCCAGCACAUGGUACCCCGUCGCACGGGAAAGAUCAUCAACUUCUGCUCGCUCUUGACCUUCCAGGGUGGCUUGACGGUCCCAGCCUACGCUUCCGCGAAGGGGGCUCUGGGACAACUGACGAAGGCACUGAGCAAUGAAUGGAGCCAGCACAACGUCCAAGUAAACGGCAUCUGUCCGGGUUAUAUUGCGACGGACAUGAACGAGAAGCUUCUGGCGGAUCCUGUCCGCCUCCGGCAGAUCUCAGAGCGGAUCCCCGCUGGCCGCUGGGGCACACCCGAAGACUUUGCCGGUCCUGUCGUCUUUCUCGCGAGCAGCGCGAGCCAGUAUGUCUGCGGCGAGCUUCUUGUCGUAGAUGGAGGCUGGAUGGGCCGGUAA